ACCGGAUCGCAGGGAGCAACGACCAUCCACCAGCAGCGCAAGACGACGAGCAGCAAUGAUUAUCCCUGUGCGCUGUUUCAGUUGCGGCAAGGUCAUUGGCAACAAAUGGGACGCUUAUCUGGCCCUGCUCCAGUCGGACUACAGCGAGUGUGAGGCCCUGGAUGAGCUUGGCCUCAAGCGGUACUGCUGCCGCAGAAUGGUUCUGACCCACGUUGAUCUGAUCGAGAAGCUGCUGCACUACGGCAACCAGGGACGACGACACGGUUAAGCCGACGAUAUCGAAUGGAUGUACUUUGGACCGGAGGCGAAUCUUGCACCAGCGACGUCGCUUGCACACGAAUUCCGGCGCCAUUCCGAAUGCGACUCGACCCGGGACUGUAAGCCGUUUCACCCGGAAGAGUUGGACCAGAGCCAAGUGCCUCAACCCUUACGUUCCAAUUUUGUUUGGGGGGGGGCACUGCAAAACCAAUUGGGAGGCAUAUCCUGAAUAUACAUGCAUCAUCCUCGAUGAA
Molecule: messenger RNA, 512 nt
Organism: Polychytrium aggregatum
Lineage: Eukaryota; Fungi; Chytridiomycota; Chytridiomycetes; Polychytriales
Product: DNA-directed RNA polymerases I, II, and III subunit rpabc5
Exons: 3
Coding region: 56-268 (70 amino acids)
Biological process (GO): tRNA transcription by RNA polymerase III; transcription by RNA polymerase II; transcription by RNA polymerase I
Cellular component (GO): RNA polymerase II, core complex; RNA polymerase III complex; RNA polymerase I complex
Molecular function (GO): zinc ion binding; DNA binding; DNA-directed RNA polymerase activity
Source: RefSeq, a predicted model, not a curated record